Molecule: messenger RNA, 2691 nt
Organism: Mucor velutinosus
Lineage: Eukaryota; Fungi; Mucoromycota; Mucoromycetes; Mucorales; Mucoraceae
Exons: 7
Coding region: 1-2691 (896 amino acids)
Biological process (GO): intracellular signal transduction
Molecular function (GO): guanyl-nucleotide exchange factor activity
Source: RefSeq, a predicted model, not a curated record
AUGUCCAAAUUGAAUGAAUCAGCCAUUAUAGAAGAGAAUCACUGUAGCCCAUACCACCAUCAUCAAGGCACAUACAAGAAUGAGUUUUCACUGCCAUCACCUACAUCCAAUUACAGCGAUGCAGAGAUCUCUCCCGAUAUCGAAAAUAGCUAUAUUCAGCAAAAUCUACCUGUGAGACGCCAAAGCCUGAUUGUUUACCACGAUAAAUUGAGGAGCGAAAAUAUGCUGAAACAGCAGCAAUCAGACCCACAAUCACCCAAACGACAUUCCAGUCUCAAUUUUCCAGUAGCAGUAGCUCCAGAAGGGACAACCGAGGAGAGAAAGAGUAGGUUGUAUAACAGUAAAUCACUGAAUGCAAUACACAGCAAAAACGAAGACUAUCGCAAGAGCCGAGUGCCGAAUCCAUCAUUGACCAUAGAGAUCACGCAUCCUGAUUCUUCAGCCUCCACAACCGUCUCAUCCUGCGCUAGCAAUAGUCCGUUUGAACUAUCCAUGGAUACGUUGUUUGAAGAAGAUCGUUCGCCUUUGUCUCCAUCACAACAAGCACAAGCACAGCAGCAACUACCACCACGGCAGUCGAUUCCAAGAUUUAUGGGCCUCCUGAGACCAAGUAAAUCAGAAACUAUAUACAAUAACAAAAAGAGCGAUAAGCUAGCAACGCCAGUGGACAUGAAUUCCUCGAGUCCACUAUCCACAUCCUGGAAUGAUAACAUGUCGCAACCCUUGUCAAGACUAAGAAAUGUAUUUUCGAGACUUCAAACCAACACAGUCAAUGUGAAUCCGAAUAAUGCAUCAAGCACGAUCAAGCCAUCCACAUCCACGUCAAAGCGUAUGCCCAUGCAGGUCAUGGAAGCUAAAAAGAAAAAGAGGAUAUCCACAGCUAUCAAAGGAGGAACAAGCGACAAUAAAUCGAAAAAGAAGUCGGUGGCCAACAUUUACACUGCUCUGCUGUCGCAUGUCUCGAGGGAAUUUUUGAAGCGUAUGCAGAUCUCGACAAUCGCAUUCAAAGAUGGAAUCCAAUACCAUGAUGUGUUUCAUGGCAUUGAGGCUGUGAACUGUGUACUAGACAUCCUUUGCACAAAUGACCGCAAUUUAGCAUUACUAGUGGGCCGAGCAUUGGAGAGCCAAGGUCUCUUUCACCACGUUAAUUACGACUAUAGACUACGAGACGCAGAGUCUGAGCUAUAUCAGUUCCAAUACUUGCAGUCGCAACAAGAUAUCCCUCCUACGUAUGGUGGCAGGCCACCAAUCCCAUCUCAGUUUACCAGCAACAACUCUACCAAGCUGCUAUUGCUGAAAAAGUCGAACCGAAGAAACGCUCCAUCUGUCUGUGAAACAUUGCCGGUCAAUGGCGUCUUUUCUGUGCUGACGGAUUGCUAUUCACCCACUUGCACCAGAAAAAGCCCAUGUUACAGUAUCAGUUGUCCUCGUAUGAUGGCCAAAAAGAACAAGAGCAUGCAACGGCCCUUGAGCUCGCAAUUUCUCAGAACAGAACAAGAGAAGCAGUUGCGGUCGUUGUGGAGGCACUCUGUUCCUCGAAAUGUAGUGAUGGGCACCAACGACAUUGAGCAAAAGCGACAGGAAUGCAUCUACGAACUCAUCUAUACUGAAGAGGACUUUACCAGAGACAUGCAUUAUGUGCAAGAUUUUUGGAUAGAGCCCUUAUUGAACAAUGACAUCAUACCGAUAGAUCGAAGACAUCAGUUCAUCACAGACGUAUUCUGGAACUUGGCCGACAUUGAACGCAUCAGUACGGCAUUAUCGAGGGACCUUACAGCGCGACAAGAUAAGCACUCUGUUAUUCCCUGUAUUGGCGAUAUUUUACUGGAGCAUGUCAAGGGAUUUGAGCCCUUUGUCGUAUAUGGCGCACAUCAAAUUAUUGGGAAGCACAAGUUUGAGCUAGAAAAGAAGCGAAACGCCAAGUUUCUUCAGUUUGCACAGACAUUGGAGCGACAGCCCGAGUCUCGCAGAUUAGAGUUGAAUGGAUAUCUCACUAAACCUACAUCGAGAUUGGGCAGGUACAACCUCUUGUUGACCACCAUUCAUCAUCUUACACCCAAAGACCAUCAAGAUUAUGAGGCGAUUCCAAAAGUGAUUGACAUGAUUACCGAAUUCAUGGUCCAAUUGAACAAACAAGUUGGAUUAUCAGACAACGCGUUCCAUUUGGAGCUGAUAUCUUCUCGCAUCAUCAUGAACAAGGGAUCGUUUGAUUUGAACUUGCUGGACCCAAACCGACAGCUCUUGAUGCGUGGUAAAAUGAAGCGAGCAAAUCAAACUAGCAAAAGCUUGUAUUCAGCAGCAACAUCGCCCAUCACCGAAAAUACCAACAUUGAUAUCCAACUGUUCCUGUUUGACAACUACCUCGUGUUUUGCAAGAUAAAACAUCAAGACGGCAUGGAUUACUACAAGAUGUACCAAAAGCCCAUUCCACUGGCAUCUCUGACCACCUUUAUACCCUUUCACAAUGCCCUGAAAUCGAAAAUAGUCAACACCAACACCAUUCCAGAUACCAACUCUCAUCCAUAUCACCAGCAGCUGCACGCUAGCCCUUUGGCUGCCAAUGUGGGUUAUCCAAUUACCUUUGCAAAUACCUCGGAUAGCCUGUCCUCCAUCACAUUACUGGCAUCCACUGAAUCCACUCGAAAAUUAUGGCUCGAUAAAAUCAAAGAAGAGCAGGAGAAGCUCAAAUAA